AUGGCCCCAAAAGGUCGCCCACCCAAGAAAAAGAGAAAUAUCUCGGGGCUGAAGAAUCAGCCUGCUCCAUCUGUAAUUCCCAUUCCGUCAGCCAUUGGCGAGUCUGCAGGCAAAAAUGCGGACAAGCAUUACCCCAGCGCUAACCCAGGCGAGCUACUACCCGAUGAUGAGGAGCAGGAUGAUCAGCCACCACAAGACAUGAAAGAUCUUGCCAGUAGUGAGCAGGAGGAUGAUCCUGAUUCUGAUUUCGAGUCCGAUCACGAGUGGAAGGGAUUGACAAGUCGAGAGCUUGGAAAAAAAUUGGCGGAGCUAUCAUGUGAGAUCGACGAAGAUCCAAACGAUAUGGAUUGGAUUCCGUACCGAUUGAGGCGUCUGAAGGGGAAGAAGAAAGAGCGUCCCAAAACCUACAUGAAAGGCCCGGAUGUUAUGAGUAAAUCCGUGCGGUCACAACAGCGCCAUGCGAAGGUUUUCAAGGAUCAGACCCAACUUGACGCAUUUUUCGAAGCGCGCCCGACUCGGAGCGGCUCUUCGAUUCCCCAAGUCCGACGAGUUUCAGAUCGCAGCAUAUCAUCUGAGGAGUCGGAAGAUUCUGUAGAAGUCAUUAGGGAGACUUACAAUAUUUCGGAUGGUGAAGAUAAUCGAGAGGUUUCCGUUGGCCUUUCCACCGUUCCGGAAUCUGAGUUAACCAUGGGGAAUUCUGACAAUUCAGCAUCAGAAGAGGAGGAACUUGGUGACGACGAUGAAGAAAUCAAUUUACCAAGCCCAGAACGACAAGCAGAGGAAAUGGAAGCAUGGGAGGAGGAAUUAGAACAGGAUGUCAGCAAUCCUCCGACAGAAAUCAAGGACUGGGCCACGCUUCGAGCACAAAUCAAGGCCGAUCUCAAGAAGAAUGCAAAGAAAUUUGCACUGUCUGAACUCAACAAACUCAUGAUAAUAUGCAACUUCGCUACCCUCCGUAUCAAAGGACGAUCACGCAUAGAAGCUAGAAGGUUCGAGCACUCGCGCGCCAUUACCAAAUAUUCGAACAACUUCCAAUCGAGCAUCGUGGUGUUACUCAAGGAUGAGCUUGUAAAAAAGCGAAUUCUUGAUUUUCUUCAAAGCCUACCUACUGGCAAGGUGACGCCAAAAAAGCUCCAAGUCGCCGUCAAUACAGUAAUUCUUCCCGCUCUUGACAUCACACCCAAAAAACCUAUCGGCACUCGCACUGCUCGACGCUGGCUUAUUAAACUUGGAUGGCGAUAUACACAAGUCAAGAAGGGAGUUUAUAUGGAUGGCCACGAGCGCGACGACGUUGUCAAAUAUCGUCAGGAUGUGUUUCUUCCUUUGAUGGCGAAAUUUGAGGCCCGCAUGGCUCAUUAUGAGGGGCCUGAAUUACGGUGUGUGGAACCUGUUCUUCAACCUGGGGAACGCGAAAUUAUACCAAAUUUCGAUGACGAAAGCACGUUUCAUGCAAAUGAGGAGGUCAGGAGUGUGUGGCUGCGGAAGGGAGAACAGCCGUUGCGCAAAAAGGGGCGUGGGCGCCUCAUUCAUGUCUCAGCAUUUAUUAACCCGGAAAAUGGCCGCCUAAUUUUGUUGGAUGAGAAGGGAGACGUUGUGCGAGAUUCCACUAAAAUCAUUUAUCCCGGAUCUGGCGGCGAUGCGUGGUGGGAUUGUGAACAAUUACUCAAGCAAAUGGAGGAGGCAAUUCAAAUAUUUGAAGCGGCACAUCCUGGGAAGCAAAGUCUUUUCAUCUUUGAUCAAUCUUCCGCACACGCAUCUCUGCCGCCUGACGCUCUCAAAGCCUUUGAAAUGAACAAAUCUGAUGGUGGAAAACAGCGACGUCAACAAGACACCAUUAUUCCAGAGACAAAUCCUGUGGAAGAACAUCGUGGUAAACCACAAUCAAUGACACUUCCCGAUGGCAAACCAAAAGGUUUGCAACGAGUUCUCGAGGAGCGUGGUUUUAACGUUCAGAAACUUCGUGCCAAGUGUUCUCCAUAUUGGGGGUGGUGUAAAUACCGCUACCGUGAAGUUGACAAAAAAACAUUUCAAGACGCAAAGAAUGCGGCUAAGCAAUAUCUCGAAGCAUGUCCCACCGAGGUCAUACAUCGAUUCAUCAAUCGCUCGUGGCGUUUUAUGAGUGCGUAUCGCCUCGGAUUGACAGGACACGCGGCAGCGUGGGCCGUCAAAAAGCAGAAGCAGCAUCGCCAAGUCUCCCAACGGGCGAUGAUGUCGAUUGAGGCUGUUCUCAACCCUUGA
Messenger RNA from Laccaria bicolor S238N-H82, 2238 nucleotides. RefSeq lists its product as uncharacterized. The coding region runs from base 1 to 2238 and encodes 745 amino acids. The record is from RefSeq and is a predicted model, not a curated record. The transcript is spliced from 4 exons. Gene Ontology annotation, molecular function: nucleic acid binding. NCBI's taxonomy places the organism in Eukaryota, Fungi, Basidiomycota, Agaricomycetes, Agaricales, Hydnangiaceae.